ACAGGGGCUAAACCCUGCUUGCAUUACACUCGUUGUGCCGGUCAACUAUUUUUUGCAGAACAAAACAAUGUGCCAUCUCUAGGAAAUUCAGCCCUGGCACAACAUAUAUAAGAAAUAAGUGUCAGUAUCCCUUUAAAUUAAUGGAAAACUAUCCCUGCACAUCCUGAAGCAAAUCGACAUUUUAGUUAUCAGACUGAUAGAGUUAAAUAUCACACAAAGAAACAUUGUCUGCUUGCACCCGCCGCUUCCCUUUUGCCUUUACUGGUACAUGCAAAUAGCAAGCAAAUUCAGGGGGAUAUAUUUGGCUAGCUGUUUAAAAACACAAACAAAGGCAAACUGACAGCCUAGUAGCAGGGAAUGAUACAGAUAUAUCCAGACCCAACCAUACACGUUCAGACAUGCAUAAAGACUCGCAGACCUACAAGCACACCUAUACAUAUGAUAGCGGCAGGAACCUUCAGAUAGCCGUAUCCAGCCAGUGUUAUACCGCCAACCUGUGCCAGAGCGAAAAGAGUGAGGUUAAGAGCACAUUUGGUAAUGGGAAAAACCUGUCUCGCCUACCCCCUCUACCCCCAAGCAAGCCAUGUAAGACAACAUCAUUGCCAACUUCAUUAACAAACCCAAUUCUAUAUCUGAAAGGAAGUCGGGAGAUGCUGGAGGGUGUAGUUCAGCAACAGUUGGAGAACCUCAAAUUAAAGGGACCUGGAUUUGGAGGUGGUGAGGGGCAGGAGGUGGAGGAAGACUCUGAUGACGAUAUUGAUGAUAUAGAAGAAGAAGAGUCAGACUUGUAUGAACCCCCUCCCUGUGAUUUGCAAAGCAGAGAACUUCCUCCAAUAUGGAUGCCCCAAGGACAACAUAGAGUGUAUUCAGAUCGUUCUUUUGGGGGAUCCAUACCUCAAGUUCCACCCAAACCAGAACAAGCCCAAAAGAACCCCUGGCCACAAGGAGCAAAAUAUGGAGCUCUGUUCCCACCCAGACCUGCAGUACUGCCAAAACGAGCUCCCCCGCUGCCCCCUGCUGACCGCAGGAUGUCUCUUCCAUGCCCUGUUCUGCAUUCAGCCCCACCUGGUGCCGCAGAAUCCCCACAAGGCGAGGAUGAUCUUUAUGUGACCAUCCUGGAUAUGAUGGAUACAAAGGUUGGCUCACAAGAUGAUACUGGCCCAGGUUUCCUUGCCAAAUACAAGGGAGGGCUAGAGGAUGCGGUACUGCUGGGCAAGCCCUGGUAUGCAGGGGACAUGGAACGGAGAAAGGCAGAAGGAGCUCUGCGCAGAAUGAACAAGGAUGGUUGUUUCUUGGUGCGUCAGAGUUUUGCACAAAGCCACCUGCAGCCCUAUACUCUGGCUGUGCUAUAUAAAGACCACAUCUACAACAUCCCUGUGCGGUCAGUGGGCCCUCGUGGGUACUGUCUGGGCAAGGAGGGCAAGCGCCAUGAGGAGACAUUUCCCAGCAUUGUUCAACUGAUUGAGAAUUACUACCAGGAACCACUCUACCUGAUCAACCGCCAGACCAAAGGCAGGGAGUCCACCUGUCUCCUGUAUCCGGCAAUGCUUUAAGCUCUGACUACCCCCCUUUGCUUUUACUCUGAAUGGGAAUUUGUGUAGAUUAAACUUCUGUCACUUGACACUGGGUGUCAGGAGUAUUAUACGCAUGGUCAUCAGCCAUAAACUACAACUCCCAGCAGCCUCAGUCAGAUCAUCAAUACCAAGUUCAAAUCCUUGAGUUCAAACUGCAUUUCCCAAUAUUCACAGCCACCCGAAUGAGGAGUGUGAGGCCAUCUCAAGGUUUCCUGGGAAGUAUGGACAACGCAUGCAGAUUGUUAUAUCCUAUCCUUUCAUUAUACAGUUUGUACCCUCUUGGUGUAUUCUCUUGCCCCUUUUAUAAAGUGAAUAUCUUUUCAGCACCAUAUCUAAGGGCUGUAGGGUUUACAAUGUGAAAAUAUAGAAUCAAUCCAUUUAAGAAAAGCUCAGAACACAUAGUGACAGCAGAGUUGUGCCUAUAUUUCGCCUUUUUCCUUACAAUAAGGGGCACAAGCGGUGGCCACCGCUGCUCUCGGUUUAGAGAAUAAUAGUAGUUCAAAUACCGCUGUCUGCCUGUUCCUGCUCCAGCGGCAACACUUUUCAUUUAUAUUAGGAGCAAUGGCAGAGGGGCAUAUUGUCUGCUUAUGUUUUCUGCCAGUCGGCUGCAGCGGUGCUAUUGCCUUCACCUUUG
Messenger RNA from Xenopus tropicalis (tropical clawed frog), 2208 nucleotides. RefSeq names its product SH2 domain containing 6 (gene sh2d6). The transcript is spliced from 14 exons. The coding region runs from base 399 to 1553 and encodes 384 amino acids. Lineage: Eukaryota; Metazoa; Chordata; Amphibia; Anura; Pipidae. The record is from RefSeq and is a predicted model, not a curated record.